Messenger RNA from Blepharisma stoltei, 1599 nucleotides. Lineage: Eukaryota; Ciliophora; Heterotrichea; Heterotrichida; Blepharismidae. The record is from the annotation of a GenBank genome assembly.
AUGGAAACCCCUCAACAGCAAGAAGACCUUGUCUCUCCAGUUACCCGUCUCAAAGCUGAAUCCGCCAAAGCAUACAUCGAGCAGAAAUUCUCAAGGCUGAAAACUGAGGAAAGCAAAAAAAGAUCAGAGUAAUUUUAACUCAGCUGAGAAAACCUCCACAAAAGAAUGGAAGACAUGAGGCUCUCUCUUACCGAACAAGAACUAAUAAAGCAAGAAAUCCUUCACCAAGAAGCUGAAGCCUUGCGUAAAAAACGUCAGAAAAUUACAGUAUUAGAUUUUGAAUCACUCGCCAUCAUUGGAAAAGGCGCUUAUGGAGAAGUCCGUCUCUGCCGAGUCAAAGCUACAGGGGAGAUUGUUGCAAUGAAAAAAAUGAAAAAGGCUGAAAUGAAGUUCAAUAGGUUUUUAUAUUUAAUUAAAAAAAAAAAAAUUUAAAAAAUAAUUUUUAUUUUUUAAAAAACAAUAAUUAUUUUUAAAAAAAUAAAAAAUAUUCCAUUCCAAAAUAAGUUCAAAAACCAAGUGAAACAUAUAAAAGCUGAAAGAGAUAUCCUUGCAACUGCAAAUAACCCUUGAAUUGUGGGACUAAAAUACUCUUUCCAAGACGAAGACCACCUCUAUCUCUGCAUGGAAUAUCUACAAGGUGGAGAUCUCAUGACUUUGUUAAUGAAAAAAGAUAUCUUAACAGAAGACGAAGCACGCUUUUAUACUGCUGAAAUUGUACUAGCUGUAGACUCCGCACACCAAUUAAAUUAUAUUCAUAGAGAUUUAAAGCCAGAUAAUGUCCUAUUGGACUCAUCUGGGCAUAUAAAACUUUCUGAUUUUGGACUUUGCACAUUUGCAGUAAUAAAAAAUUAGGAAGUCAUCCCUUCAAGUAUCCGCUUGAGGCGUAAUCAAGAAGACCCAGACCUUCCACAGCCCUCUCUAGUCACAGUUUCUAACGAAAAGCCAAAUUUUAAGCGUCAGAGACAUCUAGCAUAUUCUACAGUCGGGACCCCUGAUUAUAUAGCUCCAGAAGUGUUUAAUCAGCAAGGGUAUAGUGAGACUGUAGACUGAUGGUCAGUCGGGGUCAUUUUAUUCGAAAUGCUGGUAGGGUAUCCGCCAUUUUAUUCUGAUGACCCUUCUCUGACGUGCCAAAAAAUAAUGCAUUGGAAACAGACGUUAAGGAUCCCUCCAGAAGCUGGAGUUAGCAGUGUAGCUGUAGACUUGAUUUUGAGGCUUUUAAGGGACAGAAAUGACAGACUUGGCUGUGGAGGAGUUGAUGAAGUAAAAUCCCACCCAUUUUUUAAUGGAGUUGACUGGGAUAACAUAAGAAACACUAGAGCGCCGUAUAUUCCGGAAGUGUCUAGUGAGGUAGAUACCAGAAAUUUUGAAAAUUUCAAAGAAGAUGAGCCGUUUUACCCUGAGGAGACGGCAAGAAGCACAAAAAAAGAUUUUGAGUUUAUUGGAUACACGUUUAAAAAGGAUGAUAAUAAAGAAUAUUUGCUGAAUGCUCUUCAAGAAUUGGAAAAUCUGAGAAGAUCAGAAGGCAAUGCAAGGAUUAAGCAGAAGAAGUGGCAAGAUUCUAAUAUAGAAGUCACUGAAAGCUCUGAAAAUUACUUGUAG